This is a messenger RNA of Prosopis cineraria, 5547 nucleotides long. Its product is annotated as probable LRR receptor-like serine/threonine-protein kinase At1g74360. Gene Ontology annotation, biological process: protein phosphorylation. The transcript is spliced from 3 exons. Gene Ontology annotation, molecular function: protein binding; protein kinase activity; ATP binding. The record is from RefSeq and is a predicted model, not a curated record. The coding region runs from base 639 to 3926 and encodes 1095 amino acids. Lineage: Eukaryota; Viridiplantae; Streptophyta; Magnoliopsida; Fabales; Fabaceae.
GAUUCAAAAACCAUGUCCAUGUGGCUUUGUUUUUCUUUGGAUUCCCAAAACAUCUCCUUCCUAAUUUUUCCACACCACUUCGAAUCUAUCUAUCUUCUUAGAAAUGUUACCAACCAAGCAACCUGCUCUUCUUUCUUUUCUAUAAUUUCGUCACAACUUGUUCCUUCACCCACGCACCUCCCACCUUGGCUCUCUCCUCCUCCCUGGAGCUUCUCGGCACUGAGCCAGUCAGCAACUGCGGCUCAGCCCUUCCCUUGCUUCUAAACCUCUCUCUCCCUCCCACUUUGAAAUUCAUUAAACAAAUACCCCCGAAGUAGUAGCGACGCAUUACUGCUCUGACGUCCUUCACUAUAAACAGCUUUAACCAGCUCUUCUUAAUGAUUCAUUUAUUAUAACCCUUCAAAGUCCAAAAGACAACAGCAAAAGAAGGAUGUGUGCUCUGUUUCAUGCUUUCACACUUUCUUCCUGCCAGAAUAUCACUCCCAACACACGUCCCCAUCGGUUCUGCUUCCUCGUAUCUCUGAAGCUUCCCUCUUGAUCUCGUCAUCGUCCUCUGGGAAUCAUCUGUGUGUCAAUUUUGCUAACAAAGAAGAAGCAACGAGCAGCGGAAGAGGAGGACGGGUCCCGAGACAACAUAGAUGUCAGAGCAGGAAACACGGUCAUGGGGCUUCCUGUACAUCUGUUUCUUAAUGCUUUUUUCAGGUAAAAUUGUUGCCCACGAUUCUCUGGACACGGAGAGACAGAUUCUGCUACAGCUGAGAACUUACCUUAACAAUCAAACUCGGACAGAUCGAGGAAGAUACAAACUCUGGAACACAAACAGCUCAAAUCCGUGUGAAUGGCCAGGAAUCUCAUGCAGCCCAAAGGGGACAAACUCGGCCGCCAGAGUGGUCGGCGUAGACCUUUCCGACAGCAGCAUCGCUGGCGAGAUUUUCCAGAAUUUCUCGCUGCUUACCGAGCUCACCCACCUUGACCUUUCCACAAACACCAUCACCGGAGAAAUCCCAGAGGAUUUAAGACGAUGCAGUAACCUCGUAUAUCUUAAUCUCUCCCAUAAUCUUCUUGAGGGGGAGAUGGAUUUAACUGGAUUGACAAGAUUAGAGACGCUGGACUUGUCGGAAAACAGGCUUCAUGGGGACAUAGGGUUGAAUUUUCCUGCCAUUUGUGACAACUUAGUUACUCUGAAUGUUUCUGGGAAUAACUUCACCGGUUCGAUUGAUCAUCGCUUCGAUCAGUGUUUAAAAUUGCAGUACUUGGAUUUGAGCACCAACAAUCUCAGUGGGGGUAUUUGGAUGGGAUUUGCGAGGCUCAAGGAGUUUUCAGUUUCAGAGAACUAUAUCACUGGGCAUCUGAAUGAAGAAGCAUUCCCAGAAAAUUGUAAGCUGGAAGUACUCGACGUUUCAUACAAUCGGUUUACAGGAAAUGCACCGAAGAAUGUCAGUAAAUGUACGAAUCUUGCAAUUCUGAAUCUUUCAAGAAACAAAUUUUCUGGGGAUAUUCCCGUUGAAUUGGGAUCCAUCUCAAGCCUCCAAGCAUUGUACUUCGCCAACAAUACAUUUUCAAGAAGCAUCCCAGAGACACUUUCAAACUUGAAAAAUCUAAAUUUCUUGGAUUUGAGCGGCAACGCUUUUGGUGGAGAGAUACAAGACACACUUGGGAAGCUCAAGCAGGUAAAGUUCCUCCUUUUGUAUUCGAAUGCUUACACAGGAGGAUUAAACUCAUCAGGGAUUCUCAAAUUACCCAACAUCUCUCGCUUAGACCUUAGUAACAACAGUUUUUCAGGUCCAUUGCCUAUUGAAAUCUCUCAGAUGACAUCUCUGAAGUUCUUAAUGUUAGCCCACAAUCAAUUCACUGGACAUAUUCCUCCUCAGUUUGGAAAUUUGGCUCAGCUUCAAGCACUUGAUAUCUCUUUCAACAAUUUAACAGGGCCAAUCCCGCCAAGCCUGGGAAACUUGGAUUCUCUUUUGUGGUUAAUGCUUGCAAACAAUUCAUUGAGUGGAGACAUACCCAAAGAGCUGGGAAACUGCACAAGUUUGCUGUGGCUAAACCUUGAAAACAAUAAGCUUACUGGGAAUUUCCCUCGUGAAUUGAGCAACAUUGGAAGAAACGCCAUGGCCACGUUUGAUUUGAAUCGGAAUGAAUUCAAUAAAAUCCCUGCUGGUUCAGUUGAAUGUUCGGCAAUGAAGAGAUGGAUACCUGCGGAUUACCCUCCUUUCAGCUUUGUAUACAGCAUCCUCACGAGAAAAAAUUGCAUAACCAUUUGGGAUAGGUUACUUAAAGGUUAUGGAAUCUUCUCGAUUUGCUCAUCUGGGUCCUCUUUUAGACUGAAGGAGAUCUCUGGGUAUGUUCAGUUAAGCGGGAAUGAUCUCAUCGGCGAAGUUCCUUCAGAAAUUGGGAACAUGCAGAAUUUCAGUAUGCUGCACUUGGGGAUGAACAAAUUUUCCGGCAAAAUCCCUGCGGUGAUGGGAGAUCUGCCACUUGUGGUGUUGAACGUAACAAGAAACAAUUUUUCAGGUGAGGUUCCAUGGGACAUUGGAAAGCUUAAAUGUCUUCGGAAUCUGGAUUUGUCCUACAACAAUUUCUCAGGGACAUUCCCGACAAGCUUGAACAACUUGACAGAGCUCAGUAAAUUCAACAUCUCUUACAAUCCCUUCAUUUCUGGUAUGAUCCCACCAACGGGACAAUUAGCCACAUUCGAUAAAGAUUCGUAUUUGGGAGACCAUCUCUUGACCCUACCGAGCUUCAUCGAUGACGCCCCAAACGACAUAAAAAACACGACCUCUCGGAGAGACCACAAAAUCAGAAACAGAAACCGCACGAAGCUGUCAAUGUUCUUGGCUUUCCUGGCUAUCACACUCGCUCUGUUGGUAUUUGGGCUCCUCUCUUUCAUAAUAUGCUCAUUACCGAAAACCCGUUCACACGACCCAGAAGGAUACCUAUUGGAAGACACAAAAAACCAACACGAUUCCGACAAUUCGUUACCAUGGUCAUCUGACCUAAUUAAGGUCGUUCAUUUGAACAAGAUAGCAUUCACGCACACCGACAUUCUAAGAGCCACCGGAAACUUCUCCGACGACAGAGUCAUAGGAAAAGGCGGUUUUGGCACAGUGUACAGAGGAGUGUUCCCCGACGGAAUAGAAGUCGCGGUUAAGAAGCUUCAAAGAGAAGGACUAGAAGGAGAAAGAGAGUUCAGAGCAGAAAUGGAGGUUCUAAGCGGAAACGGUUUCGGCUGGCCACACCCCAAUUUGGUCACACUAUACGGGUGGUGCCUAAACGGGUCGGAGAAAAUCCUAGUUUACGAAUACAUGGAGGGAGGAAGCUUGGAAGAUGUUGUUACAGACAGAACAAGACUCACGUGGAAGAGAAGGCUAGAGAUCUCCAUUGACGUGGCUCGAGCAUUGGUCCAUUUGCACCACGAAUGCUUCCCUCCAAUUGUUCACAGAGACGUCAAGGCUAGCAAUGUGCUUCUGGACAAACACGGGAAGGCUAAAGUCACAGACUUCGGGCUAGCUAGAGUAGUAGAAAAUGGAGUGAGUCACGUGACCACCAUGGUGGCCGGCACGGUGGGCUACGUGGCACCUGAGUACGGUCAGACAUGGAAGGCCACAACGAAAGGUGAUGUGUACAGCUUCGGAGUGUUGGCCAUGGAGUUAGCCACCGGGAGGAGGGCGGUGGACGGUGGGGAGGAGUGCCUGUUGGAGUGGGCCCGGCGAGUCACAGGCUGUCGAUAUGGGCUUGGGCCCGUAGUAAGUCGGACCAUGAUACCAGUCUUGCUAAUGGGUUCUGGGCUCGGAGAGGGAGCGGAGGAGAUGGGUGAGUUGUUACGUAUUGGGAUACAGUGCACGGCAGAGGCACCGCAAGCUAGACCCAAUAUGAAGGAGGUGUUAUCUAUGCUGGCUAACAUACUGAACCCAAAAGGGGAGUAAACAAUAGGGAGAAUGAUAAAGAAGUUUUAAAAAAAUUUUUAUUUUUUGCUAACAUCAAAAUGAUAAAUUAAUUUAAAUUAAAUUUCAAGUAUCAAAUUUUAAAAAUUUAUAAGUUUAUUUCUCGAUUUUACAAUUUUGUUAUAAUAUUGUUUUUUAAAUUUUAACAUGGUUGAAGAAUAAAUAAAUUUAUUUCAUCCAUUAAAAUUUAGAACACAAGUUAUGAUUUCAUCCUAACAAAAUUGUAAAAUUAAUAAUCAAACUUGUAAAUUUUUACAGUUAAACAUUUGAGACCUAACUUGAAGGACCUCUGCCGUUCUCCCUAAAUAAUAAUAAUACAAAAGAAAAUGUGUAUACUGUGGGCACAUUUUAGUGUAAAAAAAUGACGUGUUUUUAUUGCGUACAUGAUUCUUAUCUUGUGUAUAGAAAAAUGAACCCUGUAGCAUUCCUUAUGUUGAAGAGGCUGCUCAAUUUCGUUGUGUUUACAGUUUUUUGUUUUUGUUUUCCUUUGAUAAAUAUUCAGAAUUCUAUUUUUGUUUUGGUUUUAUAAUUAUCUUCAAAAAAAAAAAGGAAAAGGAAAAGGAAAAGGACGUUGUGGUCAUUUACCAUGAUGCGCCUACAAACUACCGAGUUUGAUUCGUUACUGAUAACAAUUUGUACAUGAUAUUCCUCCAAAAUCCUUAUAGGCACUUGUUACAGCGUGAAGCAACCUUUAUCUCAGUAUUAAAAACAAGUUCUUGAGGCAAGACAUUGCUAAAUGGCAUAGGACUGUGAAGACAUGUUUAUUGGGUUGAAGAGGAAGAAUUUCUAGUGGAGAUAUGGGUGGUGAUGAGAAGGAGCAGAGUACAAUGCCCAUGGAGAUCGCCAUUCAGAAGGAGCUAGCAUAUCAGAGGAAGGUUACUUCAUCAUCAAUUCAAACUUUCCAGCAAAUGCCAUUAUCAAGUCCAUGCCUUUUAGGAACCAAGCAAAAAGAACUAAUCAAUCGAUAGGAUCAACCUCUGGAAUGUCAGAACCUAGACAAGUUAUACUGCGAAAUCUGCAGGUUGUCUUGCUCAAGUCCAACCAAUCUAACACAACAUUUGAUGGGUCGAAAGCAUAGGUCAAAGCUAAGAAAGCAAGAUUUGGAGCAUAAUCAAAAGAAUGGAAUGGAGGGGGGAAGGCAAUCAAAUCCAAUGGUGUGAACUGUGUAAAGUUCCAUGCAUGACCGAAGACUUGCUCAACCUGCACUUUAAGGGGAAAAAGCGUAGGGUUGAAAUCCAGAGGCUUGACAUGAGCAAGGAAACAUGUGGAGAGACCUCUAAUAAGAGACAAUGGUGUGGGUUAUGCAACAUAUAGUGCAUUGAUGUGUCUGCUUUCAAGCAGCAUCUUGAAGGCAGAAAGCACCUACUCCAAUUGCAUAUUAUGAAGAAAAACAUGAGACGAUCUGAUAUGUUGUGGCCUAAUCCUAUUGGGUCCCAAGAUGAUGAGAUGGCUAAUGAGGCUAGAAAUACGAAGCAAGCACUAGAUUUCUUGUGAAGGAGUACUAGCAAUCGCGGAGCCAUAUGUAAUUAAGGGGGCAUAUUUGGAAAAAUAACAUGUUUGGGAGCAUAGAUUUUUAUAUUUUGCAAUUUACACCUUUUAUUUA